Molecule: messenger RNA, 5529 nt
Organism: Hypanus sabinus (Atlantic stingray)
Lineage: Eukaryota; Metazoa; Chordata; Chondrichthyes; Myliobatiformes; Dasyatidae
Product: C4b-binding protein alpha chain-like
Exons: 15
Coding region: 1402-3003 (533 amino acids)
Source: RefSeq, a predicted model, not a curated record
CUCGGUCGGGACGGGGACGGGGACGGGGCCUGGGUAUCCGGGCCGGAGUGACGAGGGGAGUGUUUGUCGUUAGGGAUUGGGCUCACUGCUAUCCGGUCGGCUCUGAGAGAUCUGCACCGUUCCUGUGUUGGCUGUGUAAGGUUGCCGACAAUCUCUCAGCAUUCCCGCUGUGAUCUUGCUUUGAUUCACUCAGCCGCUUUCUCGCGUCUUGUUCCCUACGGGGUCUGGAGAGGAGAUGCUAACGUUUUGGGCGGCUGUAACACGACGUGCCAACUCUAGUGCUCAGUCCACCGGCUGAUUAACACAAAUGUGCCAUAGGUUGCUUCACCCUCUUGUCAGAGCACCAAAACAGGCCCUUUGGCCCAUCUAGUCCGUGCCUACAUAUUUAAACUGCCUAAUCCCAUCGAUGUGCACGGGACCAUUAGCCCUCCAUCCACGAAUCUAUUCGAACUUCACUUAAAUGUUGAAAUCGAGCUCGCAUGGACCACUUGUGCUGGCAGCUCAUUCCACACUCUCACAACCCUUUGAGUGAAGAAGAUUGCCCUCAUGUUCCCAUUAGACUUUUCACCUUUCACCCAUGACCUCUAGUUGUAAUCCCACCCAGCCUCAGUGGAAAAAUCCUGCUUGCAUUUACCCUAUCUGUCAUCAUCAUCAUCAUUAGGCUCCUCGAUACCAAGAGUCUGGACUGACACCAACUUACGGCCUUCUACUGUGCUUAUGUUUAUUAUUUAUUGUAAUGCCUGCAUUGUUUUGUGCACUUUAUGCAGUCCUAGGUAGGGCUGCAGUCUAGUGUAAUUAUUUUGUGCUGUUUUACUUUGUUUCUUCGUAGUUUUUGUAUUGUUUCAUGUAGCACCAUGGUCCUGAAAAAUCUGCAAGGGAUUGGUUCUGGGACCCUUCACGGAUGCUCAAGUCCAUUUUUCGACCUGUCUCAGUGCGGUGGAUCUUAGGACCUAGCGGAACCAGAGAUUUUAUUUACCCUGUCUCAGUGCGGUGGACAUUAGGACCCGGCACCAGAACUCUGAAUGCACAGUGUUUCUGUUCACGAAUAUAAUCACUAUCACAAUUGAAAAUAAAGUGGAAAUAAUAAAGCGAUCAGAAAGAAGUGAAACACCAUCGGUCAUGGCUACGUCGGUCAAUGAUCGGAACAAUUUUAAAGGAGAAAGUGAGAAAGGCUCUGCCCCGAUGAAAGCUCCAAUUAUUACUAAGCAACGCAGUGGUUUAAUUAUUGGGUUUUGGGUUUUUUAUCCUCCACAUCAACCUGCCAUGGAUGGAGAGUGCACUCAGAAGUGGCCUGUCACUGGAUCAAACUCAAAAAAUUCCGUUCCCGAGCCCGGCGCUGAAACAAGUGUUUUAUAUGCAUAGAAAGGGGAAUGUAGCAAGCCACCAAAAUUGGAAAAUGGCAUGCUAGAAGAUAGGUAUCGUGGGACGGAAUCAUUUGCAAGUGGAUCCAGGGUCUCUUACGUAUGUAACCCUGGUUACAUUUUUUCUCAAAACGAUCGCAGAUCUAUUACUUGUAAUGAAGGUGUUUGGAAAUCAUUACGAGCCACCUGUACACCAAAGAGCUGUGGAAGUCCAGGGGAAAUUAUGAAUGGGUAUUACCGGGGUGACAAUACUUUUGGAAGUAAGAUUACAUUUCAUUGUAAUGAAGGAUAUAUGUUGGUGGGUAGAAAUUACCGGUUGUGUGAAGUUGAUGGAUGGAGUGGCCAGGUACCUACAUGUGAAGUUGUUAAAUGUCCUGACAUUCCGGCCAUUGAGAAUGGAGAUAUAUCAAAGCCUUCUACAGAGUCAUGGGAAUACGGAAUGGUGGCCAAAGUUUCAUGCCAUGGCGACUACUCAUUGAUCGGUGAACGCAAGCUUAUCUGUGAAAGUGAUGGAAAUUGGAAUCAUCCCUUUCCAAAGUGCAAAGAUGUUAAGUGUCCGGCUCCUGAUAUUCCGAACAAUGUCCUCAUGGUAUCGACAUACAAACCGACUUAUAAAUAUCAGGAGCAAAUCAGUUUCCGGUGUGAAAAAGGUUAUGAGACAGAGGGCGAUGGUCACAUUGUAUGUGGAGAGGACGGCAAUUUUUCACGCCCACCACCCACCUGCACACCACGGAAAUGUAACAGGCCACCAGAAUUGGAAAAUGGCUUACUAGAAGAUCAGUAUCGUGGGAAGGAAACAUUUGCAAGUGGAUCCAGGGUCUCUUACGUAUGUAACACUGGUUACACUUUUUCUCAAAACGAUCGCAGAUCUAUUUCUUGUAAUGAAGGUGUUUGGGAACCAUUACGAGCCACCUGUACACCAAAGAGCUGUGGAAGUCCAGGGGAAAUUAUGAAUGGGUAUUACCGGGGUGAUGUUACUUUUGGAAGUAAGAUUACAUUUUAUUGUAAUGAAGGAUAUACUCUGGUGGGUAGAAAUUACCGGUUGUGUGAAGUUGAUGGAUGGGGAGGCCAGGUACCUACAUGUGAAGUUGUUAAAUGUCCUGACAUUCCGGCCAUUGAGAAUGGAGAAAUUUCAAGGCUCUCUACAGACUCAUGGGAAUACGGAAUGGUGGCUGAAGUUUCAUGCCAUGGCGACUACUCAUUGAUCGGUGAACGCAAGCUUAGGUGUGAAACUGAUGGAAAUUGGAAUCAUCCCUUUCCAAAGUGCAAAGAUGUUAAAUGUUUGCUUCCGGAUUUUCCUGACAAUGUUCGCGUGGUAUCGACAUACAAACAUACUUACAAAUAUCAGGAUGAAGUCAUUUUCCAGUGUAAAGAAGGUUAUGCGAUGGGCGGCAAUAGUGUCAUUGUAUGUGGAGAGGACGGCAAUUUUUCAUCCUCACCACCCAGCUGCACAGAAACUUCAAAACGCUCUCAUCUAUAUCUAAUAAUACUUGUAGUUAUUAUUCCUAUAAUCGGGAUAGUAAUAUGGAAAAGACAUGACAUAUCUAGAAUGCUGAUGAGAAACAGGAAAAGAGACCUCGAGAACGGAGAGGCACUUUCCAAUCAGAUGGAGCGCCUUGCAUCUGCUAAAGCGACAAAGUAAUGGACUUCAAUUUUAAAAAAGAUCGGUACUAUGAAGUUAUCAUUUUGAAUUUGAUUAAUUAUGGCAGAGGUGUGGAACUGGAACUUCUCCUGCUGUGUCGAACAAGUGUAUCGAGUAUAGACAUUCGAUUAAGCAAAUCCUGCAUUUCCUUAGCGGUGUUUUUAAAAGAAAAGGAUGAGAAUACUCAGUCAAAAUUAUGUGCCAGCUCAAUGAAGUUGCAAAGCAGCAGAUUAAAUGGAAAUGUUCUCAUGCUUGCAAAGGAAUGUUUAUGAAACUUCAGAUCAAUUGUAAAGAAUUAUAUAGACAUUUAUAUUACCCUGAAAAAAUAUCCCAUUUGGAAGCUCCGGAGUAGCUGAUCCCAGUAUCUACUAGAGGAUCCAAGUUGUAUGAUUGUUUCAUGCUAUUUCUAAAUUCAUAAUUGAUAUAGAUUAUUCCAGGUGAAGAUACUUAUUGAGUCUGUUAAUUUUGUUUGAGUGCUAUUUAAUAUUUAAAUCUGAUGUUUCAAUUUGUGGGUGCUUUUGAAAUCAGCAAAACCAGUGCCAGAGUAUUCUUGUUCAGAGGGUCUCAGUUUGUUCCAACAACCUGUUUUAAACAUCUGGACAGAUGAUAGUGACAUUGGUAAUAAACCAGCUUACUGAGGUUAAUUACAUUUUGUUCAAAACCAAAUUCGAAGAUGCAUAAAAAACGGGUGCUUCAAAAGAAGUCAACUUGUGUUUUUAAAACUUAAUUAGAACUUCUGAUUAAUUUCACUGAAGUCCUGCACAGCAGAAAUGUAACUUGCUCUUUGCUAAUUCAGCACAAAAGGUGGAUUUGUUUCUCUUUCCUUGUGUGCUGCUUUCAAGAUGCUCCUGGCAAAGCGUUGUUAGUCUUUAUACCUCUUCUAAAGCUGGGCUAGGAUUACCCCUCCAAAGGCAUGCAGUUCUGAACAACGCGAGCAAGUAGGUGGUUGCUUGAGGGGUGCAACUGAACCGCUCUCCUUUGCAGAAGAGGCCAGAAUCUUCCCAUGUCACCCGAUGUGAGACCACCAUUCUUACUUAAACCCUUCACCCCUACUGGGACCUAGGCCUCUGACAGCUGCUCGCCAGGAUCCUCUGUCCUGCGCACGUCUUUCUAAUUGUCCCCAGGUAUGGCCCGUCUUCAAGGCGAAGAUCCUCGCUCUCCCGGGGAUGAGGCCCUUGUAGCUUCUAGUGGUGUUUCUGUUGAUCUGGGUUUUUAUGGGAAGGGGUUGCUAGCCCAUGCCCAACCCACCGACCUUCGAAGCCGGGGUUGGGUCUGCCCGUGGAAGAGUUGAUACCACUGUUUGCUCACCAUUAUUAUUAAUUGGCACUUGUAUCUUUGCUGAAUAGAUGUUUAUGUUCUGAUUUUGAAUGAGAUUAAGAAAUCUGAAAUUGGUGCAAGCACCUGUGGGGCUUUUCUGUGUUAGGAGCUUCAAAGAGCCACUAGGCAGCACCUUAAUGAUGUCGAAAUGAAGAACACUAAUUUUAGAGACUUACUGUUUACUCUUUAUGCUGACUGGCUUUUUUUUUUAGGUAAAUUGUAAAAUUGUGAUGAUGCUCGAAAUUCUUGCCAAUUGACUACACAGUAAGGCAGCGUAAACUUGUAGAAGCUGAGGGUUGGAGAGAACUGAAGAUGGAGAGUUGUGAGGAAGCUGGAACAGAGUGGGAGUUUAGAGGCAAAGCUUGAGACACAGCUAAACAUUCAAUAAGGGAACACCUGCCGGGAAGAGGGUUGAGGCCAGACUAGACAUUACACUAAGCUGGAGGGAAAACUUCAGAUGAAACCAGAGCUUGGGUGAGAAGUCCUGUCGAUUUUAGUUGUUGAGCGGAUGGGAGUCACACAGAUAACAAGAGCAUGUAAAAUUUUGUCCAUAGUGGAUCAAGGAUCUCGUUUAUUGUGCGAAUAGUGCACAUUGUGGCCUUAUUUAUUUAGAAGUUCCAAGGUGCAAUAGAAUUGCUCUUGGCUUGUGAUUUAAUUUUUCACUUUAUAAUUUUAAGUGAAAUAAAGUGCUAAAGAAUUCUUGCACUUAAGUUACAGUAUUGGCACCUUAUACCUAAACUUUGGUGUUUUUAUUAUAUGCCCGAUGAUAUUUAUUAGUAAAUUUAUGGUUGAAGUUACCAUAUACUUCUGAAUGUACUCAACACAUCUGUUCACAAAGUUCACGUUCCCAGUGGGAAAGAUAUAGCAUGCAUCCUGUAUCCACUGUUGUUACAACAUUUUUGUUUUUGAUGGGCAGGGCUCAUCCUGUUGCUCUUCUUCACUUUGGAAUAUGGUGUUUACUUGUUUAUUUUGCAGUGCUUAUCAAGGUCAUGUAUAUUAUAAAACAGACCUAAUGUCAAAGACUUAGUACGUCCUGAAUCUGAAAGUACCACCCAGUUGUCAGUUUAACUUUUAAAGUACAGUGAAAGUUGAUUAACUUGUUUUUGUCUAAACGAGCCCGUUCAGCUUUGGAUCUAAUGUCCAAGCAUUAAAUAUAGUUUCCAAGUGCUGUUAUCUCAACUGCUCAUGUUAAUAAAAUCAUUGCACUAA